Camellia sinensis is the source of this 1080-nucleotide messenger RNA. RefSeq lists its product as uncharacterized. Lineage: Eukaryota; Viridiplantae; Streptophyta; Magnoliopsida; Ericales; Theaceae. The record is from RefSeq and is a predicted model, not a curated record. Gene Ontology annotation, molecular function: nucleic acid binding; RNA-DNA hybrid ribonuclease activity.
AUGCACAUUUCUCAAGUUGAUAUUGAGGACAAAAUGGUGUGGGGACCGACCAAAAGUGGCGAGUAUUCAGUCAAAUCGGGUUAUAGGCAGGCGUUGACCCGACAAUUUCCCGACCAUUCUAGGCCUGAUCCGGAUUGGCAAGUUUGGAAACGCUUAUGGCAGAUCAAGAUCCCCCCUAAAUGGAUCUCGUUUGUGUGGAAAUGUCUACAUAAUAUUCUUCCGGUUAAAACUGAAUUAAAGAAAAGGGGGAUGCCAAUUGAUAUUAUUUGUUCUAGGUGUUUUCAGCAUGCGGAAUCCCUUGAACAUCUAUUUUUUGAUUGCCCCAUUUCACAACGGAUUUGGCGUGGGUCGACUUUGGGUUUAGAUUUUGGGGUGGGAAGACCUCUAUCCUUUUUCUCAUGGUUUCAAGGCUGGGUGCAACAAAUACAUGACUCGGAGAUUGUAAUACACUCCAUUGCCUUAUUAUGGGCCAUUUGGAUGCAACGUAACUCUGUAGAAUUUCAUAGAGUUGAGGUGUCCAUAGAACGAUCGAUCAUGUUUGCUUCCGAGUUACUAACAUUAUUUCUUUCACCCCUACACAAUGUUCCCUAUGAGAUUUCUCACUCUAGUUCUUCUCCUCAACCCAGUUUUGUUAAGCAGGUUAUUUUGCAGACUGCUAAGCCAUGCAUUGCUACUGGUCCGCGUAUGCGUAUUGUUGUGGAUGGCUUUUGGGUUGCUGUAGGUGAGCACGCUGGUCUGGCGUGGGUUUUCUUUGAUUCUGAUGAUCACCGAGUCUAUGAGGAAGCUAUUUUGGGACCUUCAAUGUUAUCUCCUCAACAAGCCGAAGCAGUUGCUGUUCUCCAUGCUCUGCGUUGGGCAGUCCAUUCCAGUAUCAAUCAUCUACUUCUUCAAACAGAUUGCCUAGUCCUUCUUCUGCUACUCCACCACCAUGCUCAAGAAUCUGAUUGGAGUCUCCAAUCCAUUCUAGCUGACAUUUUGUCUUUGUGUAAAUCUUUUGAUCAUGUUGUCUUACAAAAAGUGGACCGUGAUAUGGUUCACGCUGCUCACCAACUUGCUACUGAUGUAAGACUUUUUGCUUAG